Messenger RNA from Bursaphelenchus okinawaensis, 5382 nucleotides. The record is from the annotation of a GenBank genome assembly. NCBI's taxonomy places the organism in Eukaryota, Metazoa, Nematoda, Chromadorea, Rhabditida, Aphelenchoididae.
AUGACACCAAAUCUACAUCAGAAGCCGGUCGAUGUGCCGUGGAAACGUCUAACUGCCAGUCAAUGUGUUUUAUUCUUGUUGACAUUACUCACUUGGAUCGACUUAAAACGGCGUGCCAAUGAUUGUUUGAGUGAUUGUUUUGAGGAACAGAACCGGGUGAAGAGGGGUCUUAAAGAAACUGUCAUCAAUAUGACCAAUACGGACCGAAGGAACAAGGAUUUGUGGGUUCAUUCGCUCAGCAAGAUUCAGGUAAUGCCUUUUUUCUACCUUUACAUAGCUUUGUCUUAAUCCAGCGCUAGCCCUAGCUUUGCUUUAGCUUUGACUUACCCUAGCCCUAAACUUGUUGUAGCUCUGAUCUAGCUAUGCGUUAGGAGCGUCCUGACCAAGCCGUGUCUUAGCCUUUUUCUAGCCUUGACCUAGCCCUGCAUUAAUUCUAGCCUUAUUUGGUUCUAGUCGUAGCCCAGUCUUAGCCUUGCCUUACAAUUAGCUUUGCCUUUGCCUUAGCCUUGCCUUAGCUUUGCAUUAGCUUUGUCUUAUCCUUGUUUUGUCUUAGCCUUGCCUUAGCCUUGCCUUAGCUUUGCCUUAGGCUUGUCUUAGCCUUGCCUUAGCUUUGCCUUAGCCUUGCCUUAGUCUUGCUUUAGCUUAGCCUUGUCUUAUCCUUGUUUUGUCUUAGCCUUGCUUUAGCCUUGCCUUAGCCUUGACCUUACCUUGCUUUAGCUUUGCCCUAGCCCAGUAUCAAGUUUUACUUUAUUCGUCAAUGCUAUAUUAAUAUAAUCACUCUUUAGAUGGACGAUCUCCUGGAGAAAUGUCUCGAGCUACAUCAAUAUUGUACGGACGAGAAAGGCAGUGAAAGAGGACCACCGGGACCAGUAGGCGAUACAGGACCGGAAGGACCUCCGGGACAAGCCGGGCCUAUAGGGAAGCCAGGAAUUCAGGGGUUACCUGGACCACCAGGGCCAAUAGGACCACCUGGAAUGGCUGGAGACGAAGCGGUUUGUGUGGACUGUCCUAUCACCGAAAAUUAUGUCAUGAGCGAGAACAGUUGUCCUAAGGUAAUGUUUUACAUAUUUUUUGGUUCCGUUGGUGGCUUAUUGGCAAAUGUAAAACAUAAUAUUAAACGCAUAGUUUGUUUUAUCUUAUUUCACUUAAAAUUUAAUAUAUUGUACAGGGGCGUCGCUACGGAUUUUUUUCUGGGGGGGAGACCCAAAAAAAUUUUUUCGUCCGCAGGUAGCUCUACCUGUGGACCGAUUUUUCAAAAGCAGGUACCUACCUACCUGUGCAAUUUUUUUUCGGAUCGGCUCUGGGGGGGGGGAUCCACUCCCCUAGCGCCGCCCCUGGUAUUGUAGACUUGUAGUUCAUAUUGAAAGUUUUUUUUUAAUUUAUGGUGGAUUUCAUUAUAAUUUUCAUAUUGUUAUAGAUCGAAGAAAUGAAGUGCCCAAGUCGAAUCACGAUGGAUGGAGAAGGCGGACCAAAAGGCGUGGAUAAGAUGCUACCGAACUUUAUCGAAUAUGUAAGUACUUUACUUUUUCUUAUUGUAAUUUACUUUUUUCUACUCUGCUUUGUUUGUUAUUACUCUACUUUAUUCUAACGUGCAUUAAUCUAUUAUAUCGUACCAUAUCUAUCACAUCGUACCCAACACUACCUCUUUUACCUUACUCUACUGUGCUUUAUCCUUUGACACAACUUUACCCAACUUUUCUCUACACUAAAUUACUCUGCUUUACCCUACUCUGUUAUACCUUAGCCUAUUCUACUCUACCCUACCUUUCCUUACUUUACUCUAGUUUAACAUGUUUUACGUAUCUUAACGUACUCUAACUUUACUUGUUUUACUCUGCUCUUCCUUACUCCACUCUGCCCUGUCAUGUGCUAUCACUCUAUCGUGCAUUAUAUUAUCAUUCUGUAUGAUACGUGAUAUACGUAUUUGUACUGUACUUCCUGUCCCUUUUACAACUUUAUCAAACUAUGUACUUCUUCAACCACACUGUACUUAAAACUAUCGUACUUAAUUUUAUUGUACUUUUUCACUUUAAGUAAGAUCUUCUGUGAUUAUGAUCUAUCUUACUUUACUUUUCUUAAAUUACUUGAUCUACAUCUUUCUAUUAAUAAUUCGAAUGUUAUAGAUGUUGGAAAACGAAACAGAUACGGACACAUGUAUGCGAGUAUGUAUGAGCAACCUGACUUCAUAUCGAGAUCAACUUGACAUGCCAACCAGCACUGAAACGGCUUAUAUUCAAGGUGCUACUGCUCGUACGUUUUCAAACCUAUUUUUAGUUUUCCUUCUGAUGUUAACUUAGAAUUGGCUUCAGGGCUAGGCCAAGCAAAAGUCAAGCUUAGUCUGAUAUUUAGGUCAUUGUUAAACCUAGGGUAAUCAAGCUUUUAGCUUCAUUUUAGGAAUUCAAAAAAGUCUUGUCGUCAUUUUAAAUGUAUUUGUAAUUAAAAAAACGGCAAGACUUUUUUUGGCUUUUUUAGGUUGUUUAAAUCAUUUUUUGAACGACUUUAUACUAUUAUUAUAGUAGGAUUUGGUACAAUAUAAUGGGUUUUUAUAAUAUAAUGGCGCUAGGACAAAUGCGGUUUUUGGACACUUGCGGAUUUUUUAAAAGGGUUUUUUUUUCUUUUUUAGUUAAUUUAGUUGUAGUAUGGUACUAAAUGAUACUAAAGUUUAAAUUGGUACUGUUUUAAUAUGUUUUAUUGCUAAAUAGUACUACAUUUUAAAUUGGUACUGUUUUGUAUUUUUUGGUACUGAAUGGUACUAAAAGCCCAAAAAGGUACUGUUAUGUUAAAACCGCACCAAUUUAAACUUUAGUACAAUUUAGUACCAUACUACAACUAAAUUAACUAAAAAAUAAAAAAAAACCUUUAAAAAAUCCGCAAAUGUCCAAAAUCCGCAUUUGUCCUAGCGCCAAUAUAAUAUCAUAGUAGGUAACAAUAGCUGCUAAAAAAAUGAUUUUCACGUAUUUUAGAUUGUUUCCUACAAGGCGUGGGUAAGCCAGUGUUCCAUGCGCACGCCAACACCUUCUACGGCUCAUGGAUGAGGGAUGCCUAUCCGAAAACGGGCGAGGUAGGCUUAUAUGUUUAUAGUGGUAGGCUUUUAUUGCUAUGAUAUAAAAGUUGAACGUUAUGACUGAACAAUAACUGUUGUUAUGUCUAGACGAUAACUGCUGUUAUGCCUAAACAAUAGCUAAGGUAAGGUAAAAAUGAGAUAUAUAAGCUGUUUUUUUAAACGUUUUUACAGGAUUCUCAUAAGAGAUGGCUCACCAACCACUUCGAAGGCAACGAUCUCUACGAAUUCCGAAACGAAGCCGAAAUGCGACGUCAAAACGUAUUGAAAACGUAGGUUUUUGGCUUCUAAUAUAGUAGAAAAUUUAAGGUUUUUAAAAAUUAAAAUUUUUUUCUAACAAGGAAAGUGCCCGACCUGCCCCGCUCUGACUGACUUCAAACUUUUUAAAUAGUAAGAGCAUGUAAAUAUAAGAUCUUCAGCAAAUUACUAAACCGUGUUUUCCAUGAAAUGUCGAGACGAUCGAGAUUAAAAAAUUGCGUUUUGAAUUUUCCGCCAAAUUGGCAUUGUGUUUCAAGCUUUUAUUUUUGUCAUUUUUUGAUUUUGAAUCUUUUUUCUUUGCUGUACUAGUAGAAUACCUUUAAAAGGACUUACAAUUUUCAAAUUUGUAAGCGCAGUUUGAUUGGAAAGCCGAUAAAAGUGCUUGAAACACAAUGCCAACUUUGCCAAAUUGACGGGAAAUCGAAAUAAUUCAAAUUUAAAACUCAAAAACGGGGGCAAAAAUUUUUUAUGGGUACUGUGGAUGGUACAAUUCAUAUAAAAAUUUUGAGCUGAUUCCAUGCGGGGCAGGUAGGGUACUUUCCCUGUUAAUCAUGUUUUUAAGACUUUUUAAGCCAAUUCUUCUUUCUAACUGGCUUAUAAAGUAGCUUUUUUUAUCAGGUACAUAUAAUAAUAAAGCCUUUUUCAGGUACAAACUGCCCCAUUUAUUCAAAGGCACCAACAAUGUCUUCUUCAAUGGAUCCUUUUACUAUCAUCGACCAGGAACUCCGAAACUAGCCAAAUACGAACUGGCUACACAAAACUACGAAGAAGUCAUCGUACAUCCAAGAGCGGCCUAUCGUGGUGAAGAUGUAGGUGUUUUUGAAUUAUAUUGUUGUAGGUUAGAGGAGGUAGUGGUUGAUUUUUAGGUGUUUUAACAAAUUUUAAAAGUUCUAAUGGUCAUUUUUUUUUAUUUAAAAAAUAUUUUUUAUACUUUUUUUGUUGAAAAUUGCGUUAUUUACUGUUUAAAACCUAUUUUAGAAAAAAUUAAAGUUUUCGUUGCGGGACCUAAAUUUAAUUUUCCAAUAUUACAGUACCUCUUCAACCACUCGAUGAACUACUUUGAUAUGGCGGUGGAUGAGAAUGCGUUGUGGGUAAUGUUCCACUACGAAAACGAGGACUUUGUGGCGGUGACAAAGAUGGACAUUAACAAUCUUACCGUAUACGAGACGUACAAUUUGACCAUGAUCAACCAUACCGACAUGGCCAAUGGUUUUGUCGUAUGUGGAGUGCUAUAUGUGGUAGGUCUGGGUAAUAUAGAGUUGGGUAGGGCUCUUGAACUUAGUAACAGAUACGGUAGUCCGUGAGGGGGUACUGUAGUUUUUAAGAAUAAGGUACAGUAGCUGUAGGGAAGAGAGACGGUAGCUUGAUAUGAUGCUGUAGUUCAUGCAGAGGAUACGGUAGGUUCGGCUAAAGAUACGGUAAUUUUGUUGAAAAAUUAGGUAGUUGUGGGAAAGGAUACUGUAUCUUUUGUAACGGUUACGGUAGCGUUUAAAACGGUAGCUCAUUUAAAGAAUACUGUAGAUUAAACUAAAUAUACGGUAGUUAUGUAAAAAAUACGGUAGCUUAGGCUUAAUAUGCAGUACUUUUGGGAAGAGAUACUGUACGUUUUGGAAAGCAUAUUGUAGCAAGAUACGGUAAUUUCUGAAAAUAUACUAUAGCUCACGUGGAUGAUACAGUUCUUUAGACUAAAGUUAUGGUAUCUUUAAUAAAGUUUACUGUAGCUUAUUGUAAAAGAUACGGUAACAUCAGAAAAUAAUACAGUACUAUUAAUAUGUUACCGUAUCUUACGGGCCAAAGUAACAUAGUUGUUGUAAAGUAAAGUAGCGAAAAAUACCGUAUGAAUCCUCGCAAUUCAGGUGCAAAGUUCGAGUGACUUAAAGUCCGAGAUCUCGAUUGCCUAUGACUUUUACCGCGAAAGAUACCAACAACCCAACAUUCAUUGGGUCAACCUCUACCGUAACGCCAACAUGAUGUCGUAUAAUCCGUUCGACAAACGAAUAUACAUAUACGACCAUGGCUACCUACUAACCGUGCCUGUUAGAAUCACUUGGAGGGCCAAAUAA